CCACCUCCCCCACCCCCACCCCCCACGAACCCGCAAACAAAGCUAUCACCCCAUGUCCUAAAACUACGCACCACCUCUCCCAAAUUCAUCAACCAGGCGCUCAAAGCUCAGCCCGCGGCGGCACCCACCGGCCCCUACUUCUUCUACGGCACCCUCGCCGACCCCUCCCUGCUGGCGGAGAUCCUUGGCUUGGUCGACGACACGCCGCACCUCCGGCCGGCGCACCUCCUCGGCUACGCAUGUAAGCUGUGGGGCCAGUAUCCGGCUUUGGUGGAGGCAGGGCCGGGAUCGGUGGUUCAUGGGUUCGUGUAUGAGGUGCGCACGCGGGCGGAUGGCGAGAGGUUGGCGCUGUAUGAGACUGAGAAUUAUCGGGCGGAGAGGUGUCGCUUUAAAUUUGUGGAGGGGGAUGGGGAAGGGGGUAAAGAGGAGGUGGGGUAUACGUUUAGGUUUGUGGGGGAUGCGGAGGAACUCAGUGAGGGGGGGUUUGAUUUGGGGGUCUGGUUGCGGAGGAUGGGGAGGCGG
Molecule: messenger RNA, 522 nt
Organism: Aspergillus japonicus CBS 114.51
Lineage: Eukaryota; Fungi; Ascomycota; Eurotiomycetes; Eurotiales; Aspergillaceae
Product: gamma-glutamylcyclotransferase family protein
Exons: 1
Source: RefSeq, a predicted model, not a curated record